AAGAGAGAAGAACCUUGCUGUGUCCAUCCCGUGCUGGGCUCAGGCAGCAGAACAACUGGUUAGACAUCUUUGAGGAGUUGCUUUUCUGGGGUAGAUCCUCUGGUAUGGGAGGAGGGCAAGCCUUGCUUCUGCCUCAGGAGGACUGAGGCUGAGGUAUGGAGAGAUGGGGAAAGAUAGGACUGGAAGGAAAUUCCCAUGUAGCCCCUGAGCAAAGCAGCCCAGAAGACUCCCAAAGAAGAGAACUGUAACCAUCUCUCUUAAUCCUCCAAUGGUGCACAUGGGACCUCCUCUAGUUCCAGGUUCCUGGACUUCGGGAAGCCCAUCUGGGCUCUUGAGUGACCAGCCACAGUGGGUUAGAUGCAAGAAAAGAUCUAGAGCAGCCCCAAGGGCAAUCUGGUAGUGACAUCUGUUCCCCAGCUGUGCUGAGAGCUGGUGGCUCCUGCCCAUGUGCUGCCCCAUCAUCCUUCUUAUCCUAUCUAGCUUCACUGGCCAGUCCUAGGGUUGUGGAAUAGAACUCCACACACUCUCCCCUGAAGGCAGCCAGGACCAGGGAACUGAGGGCUCCACAGGGAGCAGCCAAAGACCUGGAGCAUUGGAAAUAUUUCUGUGGCUCCGUGGAAGGGAUUUUCAUGAGGUUUAGGAGUGCAGGCACAGGUUGCCAGAGGCUGCGGUUUGAACCAGAAGCUGGGGCCCCAUUUCCCUUGGUGGAGCUCAGAAGGGGCAGGGAUGUUCAAAUUUAUCCCACUCGUAACCCUGUCAGCCCUGAUCAUGCCCCUGGCCUCCCCUCCCUCGUGGACUUCUCUGAUUUGCUUUAGCUGGACUCUUAAGCCUCUCCUGGGGGCGGGACCAGUCACUCUGAGCAGCAUAAAGCCCCCAGCAGAUGGGUGUGGUGUGAGCACAGCCCGGGCAUGGCCCUCUGGCUUGUUGCCCUCUGCCAGCUCCACGGCCAGCCCCAUGGAGCCAUCUUCAGCAGCCCCGCCUGCAGACCGUGCCAGUGAGUUGGGUCCCCACCGGAGAAAGAGGACCACCUUCAGCAUUGGGCAGCUGCUGGAGCUGGAGCGGGUGUUUGCAGCAUGGCCCUACCCUGAUAUCGGCACUCGAGAGCACCUGGCCAGGGUCACCUGCCUGCCUGAGGCCAAGAUACAGGUAUGGUUCCAGAACCGCAGGGCCAAGAGAAUCAAGCACAGGAAGCCAGGAGGACUCGAUUCCAGGCCUGAAUGUCCCCAGAAGUGCCACUCUCUUCCACACACACCCCAGCAGCCCUGGGAGCCCCAAAUGGUGGGCCAGCCUCUACCUGCCACCACCACAGCUCACCGCACCUCAGCGUGUCUGCAGGCUUCCUGUAAAGCUCCCAUCUGGGGUCUAGGGCAGGGCUGGACAGGGGCUAAAGUUGCAGCCCCAUGGGGACCAGCUGGGGUUCCAGGAGUCCACCCUUCUUUGGAGGUAGCUACUCCUCAGACCUCACUGGGCAGCCUGUCUGACCUUAUUUAUGCCUCAGCCAUUGUCACCAAUGUGGAUCACUCUUAACCCAGAGGCAGAAUUUGUAAGAUCCCUCCUCCUUUGGCUCUUGUAUCCCACCUCUGUUUACACAAAGGAGUUUUCUAAUACGAAUUUAGCUCCCUUUCACUGACCUCCAGGCCAGUGCAGGUGCAGGUCUCCUGCAGUGACUGGGGUUUGGCUCCUGCUACCUGGCACCCUAGCCUUUCCUGAGGUAGAUGCCCAGUGUCUUGGUAGGAGUCUAUGUUACCCCCUCCACUGUCACAUCUGGUUCCCGAUUCUCAUCCCAGGUGACCUCGCUCUAAAAAGGGGACAGCCACUGUUUGAUGAGGGCCAUUUAGGCCAUUACCUAACUAACUGCUAAGCAAGCAGGAGACAAGAGUGCUGCUCCAAAUCUGAAUUGCUGGGGACCCACGCUUAUGGUUCAGGGGCCCCUCUCCUGACCACCUGCUGCCUGGACAAUUAAUUUCUAUGGUUCUGAAGGGGGAGUGAUAUGAAAGCAAUAAAGUAGAAACAGGAGCUGGGGCUUAGGGUGGUUUAAUUUUCACAAAGAUCAUAUUGGCUGUCCUCUGAUGUGGGCCUAUGGGGACCCGACAGAUUUAGGGUGGAGGGGGUACACCAACAAUGGGUCUUGGUAUCCUCAUCUGUAUGUAAUACCAACUAAUCUCCAAAUAAAACCUUAACUCUG
Molecule: messenger RNA, 2185 nt
Organism: Chinchilla lanigera (long-tailed chinchilla)
Lineage: Eukaryota; Metazoa; Chordata; Mammalia; Rodentia; Chinchillidae
Gene: Sebox
Product: SEBOX homeobox
Exons: 3
Coding region: 727-1527 (266 amino acids)
Molecular function (GO): DNA binding
Source: RefSeq, a predicted model, not a curated record